Messenger RNA from Chondrus crispus (carragheen), 644 nucleotides. RefSeq lists its product as hypothetical. The record is from RefSeq and is a predicted model, not a curated record. Lineage: Eukaryota; Rhodophyta; Florideophyceae; Gigartinales; Gigartinaceae. The coding region runs from base 1 to 588 and encodes 195 amino acids. The transcript has 2 exons.
AUGAUCCCCCAAAGUGCAAUGGCUUUCUGCGGCCCAGCCCUCCUCCUGCCAACCGGGCAACGACGCACCGCACGAGUAUGCGUCACCAUGCGGAAGGGCAAGCGGAAGCCCGGCCCAAAGAAAAGCCAACUCUCAAAAGAGAGCGAGGAACGCAUUGAGGGCUUGGCUUCCAAGUACGGAAUCCGCGCCCCGCGCCCCGGCGACGACCUCGACCGCAAAUUUAACUCGACUUCCUCGUCUGACCCUGAGAAUCAGCCCCCGCCAUCCGCUUACCAGCGACUCGCAGGAGCCUUUGGCGUUGAGGCAUUAAAUGCUGCCGAACGAGUGCUCGUCGUCGCAUUGGGAACCAUGCUCAUCGCCUUUUUAGCGUCGGGGCUUGCGAUCUCCAGCGAGGCCUUUUUCAAGGCUUCCGGAAAGGAGAUUCCUGACAACGUAGAGGCCGUACUGCUGAGUCUCGAACAGGCCUUCACCCCUACUUUACUCAUCUUCCUUGCGCUAUCGUCCGUGUUUGGCUUAUACAAACAGUCGCAGCUGUCUUCUGGUGCUUCUUCUUACUCUGCGCUCAGCAAAGAUGAGGAAACGAAUUAGGCAUGGGGCUCAUUUAUCUUAACCGUGUUCAGUACAAAUGUUAGCAUUUUUUAUCG